CCCGCGUCGGCCGCGCCCGUGGCCCAGCCCACGUCGGCCGCGCCCGCGGCGGUCGUGCCGCUGGCGGCCGAGCCGGCGGCCGAGCCCGCGCCCACCUACACGUCCGAUCCCGCGGACGCGUUCGUGCCGCUGGCGCCCGCGCCGGCGGCCGAGCCCGAGCCGGUGGCGGCACCUGCAGCGGCGCCGGGCGAUGCCACAGACGAGCCCGUGGCCGAGCCCGAGGCCCCCGGCGACGAGGCGCCGGCAGCAGGGGCACCGGGCGAGGAGGCCCCCCCGGCCACGGACGACGCAGAGCCUGCGGCCGGCCAGGGGGGCGGCGCCUCGACCACCGGCGCGGACGGUGCAGCAGCGGACGGCGAAGAGGAGAAGGACUUUGACUGCGACGCGGGCUACUCCAAUUGGGCUGCUGGGUGGUCUGCGGCAAAGAAGGCGUUCUGCUGCGAGAAGGAGCAGAAGGGCUGCGACUACGACUGCGACGCGGGCUACUCAAAUUGGGCUGCUGGGUGGUCUGUGGACAAGAAGGCGUUCUGCUGCCAGACGGAGCAGAAGGGCUGCGAGGAUGACAUGGCUGCGUCCGCCAACGGGACGGAGGAGGAGGAGUUGGUGCCGUCCGCCAACGGGACGGAGGGCGUCGACGACGACUACUGCCCGCCAGAGGGCGAGGACUGCCGGUCGACGAAGUGCUGCUCCCAGCCGGGCUUCCAGUGCUAUCGCCAAGAACAAGAAGUGGGCGAGCUGCCUGACGAACUGCACAAAGGGCUCGAUUCUGGACGGCGACCCCAAGCCCACCCCGUGGGAUUGCGAGGAGCUGGGCGCUCCGACGCCCCUGGUCAUCGCCGAGGGCUGGACCGCCUGCAGCCCGCGCGGCCAGGACUGCAGGUCCAGCAACUGCUGCACAGGGAUGCUGGACAGUUGCUACAUGAAGAACGCGGAGUACGGCAGCUGCAUGAUGGAGUGCGACCCGGAGCUGCAGGGGCAGCUGAGGGCGGCGGAGGUGUCCCGCUCGGCCGCGGAGCAGCGCGCGGCCACGAGCGAGGCCGCCCUCGAGCGCACCCUCGGCGACCUCAGCGCGCGCCGCCGGCGCGCCGCGGCGGCGGCGGCGCCGCCGUCGCCGGGCGCCGAGGAGGACGUCGAGGCUCUCAGGAACGAGGUCGUGGGGGCGACGGCGACGCUGGGCGAGAUGACGGCGACGCUGAGCCGGAAGGAACAGCUCGUCGAGAAGUCUGACCGGGAGCAUUCGGAGGUGAAGCGGGAGCGCGAUGCGCUCGCCAGCGCCAACGAGUCUUUGCGCAAGGAGGUGGAGCAGCUGCGGGGCCAGAUCGACGCCGAGGAGCACAGCGCGAAGGGGGCCGAGGCCGAGCUGAGCCAGCUCUGGGCGCAGCUGCAGCGGCACGAGGUGGAGUUCGCCAGGGACAUGGAGGAGCUGAAGAAGAAGGCCUGGAGUACCGAGGACGCCUUGCGCCAGUGCAGGGCCGCGCUCGACGAGUGCGAGUCAUCCGCCGAGGCGUUCCGCGGCGAGGGCGCUGAGCUGCGCAGCAGCGUCGUCGCGGCGCGGGCGAGCCUCGCCAGGGCCGAGGCGGAGGAGGAGGACGCCGCCGCCGGCCGCCGCCGGGAGCUUGCCGCCCUCGGCCUUCGCGAGCGCGAGCUGCGGCCUGGGCGCACCAGGCUGCUGGCGCGCCUGGACGGACUGGUGGGCGAGGCCGAGCAGCUGCGGCAGCAGGACGCGGACCGUGCCGCGAGGGCCGAGCUGGGCCAGGCGGAGGCCGCGGAGGAGUGCGCCGGGCGCGCCGCCGCGCUGCGGGCGCGCGAGGCGGAGGCCGCGGAGGUCGAGCGCCGGGUGGCGGAGCUGAUGCAGCACAUGCAGGAGCAGCGCCGGGAGAACAGCGAGCUCGCCUGCGAGGUGAGCAUCGCCCGCGAGGCCGCCGCCGAGGUCGGCCGGGCACCGUGGGCGGCCGCCAGGCCGCCGGGGGCGCCAGCGGGCUGCCGCGCGGCGGCAGCGCUGCAGGCGCAGCGGGAGGUGGACUUGCUGCAGCGUUGGAAGUCCGAGGCGCUCAGCGUGCUGGGCCGCAUGCAGGGCGACAUGUCCGCGGCGCAGGAGCAGUACAGGCUGGGCCGGCGGGAGCUGCAGGGGCAGCUGGAGCUCCUGGGGCGCAGCGCGCGCGCCACGCUGGCCUGCCCUGCCUCGGCCCGGGCCCAGAAGGUGAAACACCGCUCCCCUUGGACCUCCGCGGGGGUGCGGUCUGCCAGGGGCUCCCCGGCAGCUCCAGCUGUGGCCGAGAGCUGCGCGCCGCCCCCCGUGGCGGCCACCGGCCUCUCCGGAGAGAGCGGGCCCGGCCUCCGCGCGAGCCUCUCUGUGGGCGGGGCGGCGUCCGCACACCCCGCGCGGAGCCCCUCGGCCAGGCUGUCCCUCGCGGCUGUUGGCGGUGCCCCGCUGCGCGGGCCCGACGUGCCGGAGCGGCCCGCCGCCGCCGCGCCCGGCCCUGCGCCGCAGGGCGCCGCCGCCGCCGCGUGCCUGCCCGCAGGCGCCCCUUCUCCGCGCGCGGCCCCCGACCAGGCCGGCGCCGCGAGGGAGCCCGCCACGGGGAGCUACUUCCCUGAGGAUCCUGGUUGGUACCUCGCGGGCGCCCUGGCGGGCCCCGACGUGCCGGAGCUCCCGGGCGCGGGCGCCGAGGCGCCCCGCUCGUCGGCGGCCCCCGUGGAGCGCCGGGGGGUGCAGCUGGGAAAGGACUCGCGCUUCUCGAGCCACGCUCUCGUGGCCAUGGUCCGGUGGGCCGGAGCGGACAGAGAGCCGGCAGUGGACCCCUCGCCGAAGGAAGCCCGCCGGAUGACGGUGGUCCUGGCCUACUUCCCGCGGAGGGCCUCGGACGCGGACCUCCGCUCGGCGCUCGACGCCGCGCUCGGCAGGGCGCAGACCGUCCGGCGCUGCCGCGUCGUCCGCGACCAGGAGGGCAACGGCCUCUACGGCUUCUUCGAGCUCCGCGAGGCGGAGACCACGGAGGCGGCCCUCGCGGCCUGCGCCCGCGGCGCCGUCGUGCUCAAGGACGAGCACGGCCACACGUGGCACAUCCGCGCCAGCCGCAGCGAGCGUGCCACCGUCGGCAGCGGCGACGCCGGCUCCCGGCGGCGGCACCGCGGCAGGGACCAGAUCUUGGCCGCCUUGGGCGACUGCUGCUGGCGACGGGCCAGGAGGGGGGGCGCCGCCCAGCACGCCAGCCGCUGCGCCGCCUGACCGCCGCUGCCCGGGCAGCGGCCCCCCCCGGCGCGCUCGCCCGGGGCGGCGCCCGCCGGGCGGCGGCGGCCGCCAGGCGAGACGCUUCGGUGUGCGGCGGCAUCAUCUUCGCCCUGGUGCGCACCGCCCUUCGAUGUCGAGCCACAGGUCCUGGCCUGCGGCGCGUCCGCCGUGCCCCUCGCAGUGUUGCGGCCUGCGAGUGGCCCCAGCAGGCGCGCGGUGAGCCGAGGAGUCGCCCUGGGGC
Prorocentrum cordatum is the source of this 3473-nucleotide messenger RNA. The record is from the annotation of a GenBank genome assembly. Lineage: Eukaryota; Dinophyceae; Prorocentrales; Prorocentraceae.